Molecule: messenger RNA, 1086 nt
Organism: Penicillium atrosanguineum
Lineage: Eukaryota; Fungi; Ascomycota; Eurotiomycetes; Eurotiales; Aspergillaceae
Exons: 2
Coding region: 1-1086 (361 amino acids)
Biological process (GO): methylation
Molecular function (GO): S-adenosylmethionine-dependent methyltransferase activity
Source: RefSeq, a predicted model, not a curated record
AUGACCGAUAAUGUGCCUUCUAAUGAUGUGCCCAUGCUGGGCAGGGGCGUAUACAGCUCCCAGUCGCAGCUUCAGCGUGAGGCUAUGUUGAAAGUCCUACCUAUGCUGGAGAAAUCUGCACAGGAGCUUAGUCGCCAGUCACAUCCCACAGACAGACCGUUGAGUAUCGUCGACUACGGCGCAGCGCAAGGAAGUAAUUCCAUCGAACCCAUGCAAACAAUCAUCAAGAGCCUGCCAAACAGAAAUAUCCAGCUUCUCUUCAACGAUCGCUCGAACAACGAUUUUAACACCCUCUCUACAACAAUAGCAGAAUGGACCAACCUUCUCGCCGACCCUCCUUACAUAGGAUUUAUUCCAGGAAGCUUCUACAAACCCCUCCUCCCCGCCAAUUCCGUCGACCUAGCCUUCUGCCUGACGUGUCUCCAACACCUCAACAGCGUCCCUGCCAAUCACGACGAGAACCUUCAACGGCUCCCGGACGCGGAAGCAAGACGCCAAAGUCAGGCACAUGGCGAUCUUCUCCUCUUCCUCCAACACCGAGCUAUAGAAAUGAAACCCGAAAGCUCGCUAAUUCUCUGCUUCCCGAGUACGUCGUUCUCGGGGCCCCGGAACCUAAGCGGUAUCAUCACAUCAUGCUAUGGCGCAGUCAGAGAAAUGGCUGAAGACGGUCGACUCUCUAGGGAAGUCGUCGCUGCAUUCCAGGAUCCAUCGUACGACCGUACCAUGGAUGAUGUGCUUAGUUCACUCGUUGAACUCAGCGAAUCAUGGUGCACGCGGGAGAUCUUUGAAGAUUGGGUGUCCCAUCCGGCUAUUGAGGAGUUGAAGGAGGCAACGGAGGCACAUGAAGGUGAACAUCUUGAGGCUAGUGAGAAGUAUGCGGAUACUGCUAUUGACUGGUUCAUGGCUGUUCUUGGGGGCUUCUUUUACAAGGCGCUGAGGAUUGGUGACGGGGAGAUGUAUACGGAGGAGAGGGCGGAUGCGCUUUACAAGGCAUUUUCAACGCGGGUCAAGGAGUUGUUUAUACAAAAUCAUAGAGAUGAGGCCGUCUCAAUGUCUUUUAUUUUUGUUUGGUUGCAGCGGUCUUAG